GCAACGGGAGACACUCGCGAGCGGCCGUCGUUCGGGCGCCUGGGGUGACAGCACGCUCCAAGACUCGCGAGGCCAGCAGGAGUUUGCGGUCUAUCAUAAAAAGAUCCCUUUCUCUCCUCGGCGCUGGGUUUAAGGCGCCCGCGUGUAUAUCCCGGUCGCGCCAUCGCGAUGGAUUCCGCUUACUUACUGAUGCACUGCACGACAGUCCUGAUGCUUCUGGACUGCAGGCGCGCGGCGCACUCGCACGCAAACCUCUCCGGGAAGCUGAGUGAAUACGGUCUCAUCGUCCCGUUCUGCACGGACUCUCGCGGACGGUAUAUUUCUCACGUGGUGUCUGCUGCCGGCGCUGGAGGAGCAGCGUCGCCGCCUGCGAGAAAGCGGCUUGCGCGCAGCUCCCUCGCGACGUCCCCCCCCAGCCCGCGCGCGCAGGAGUUGUUUUUCAACGUCACCGUUUUUGGGAAAGAGUUGCACUUGCGCCUGAAGGCCAACAGAAGGCUCGUGGCCCGCGGCGCGUUCGCGGAGUGGCACGAGGACUUCGAGGAGAAAGGCAGGGAGCGCAUGCACGGCGACUGCGCGUUUACCGGCGACAUCACCGACAUGCCGGAGGCCUCCGUGGCCAUCAGCAACUGUGACGGCCUGGCUGGACUGAUUCGCACGGAUAACGGGGAGUUCUUCAUCGAGCCCCUGGAGAAAGGUCAGCAGAAAGGAGAGGUCAAAGGUCGCGUUCACGUGGUGUAUCGCCGGUCUGCUGUCAGAAGGGAAACGUGGUCCGACAGGACAAACCUCCACAAUGAAGUUGCAGACUUUGGGAUCGCUGAACUUCCGGAUGCUCUGGGAGUGAUGGAAGAGAAGCUGUCAGAGUCUGCCCGCAAACGUCGCCAUGCUAAAAAAGACAACUACAACAUCGAGGUUCUGCUGGCCGUGGACGACUCGGUCGUGCGUUUCCACGGCAAGGAGCAUGUGCAGAAUUAUGUGCUCACACUCAUGAACAUUGUAGAUGAAAUUUAUCAUGAUGAGUCAUUGGGGACCACGAUCAACAUUGUUCUUGUUCGUAUGAUCAUGGUGGGAUACCGCCAGUCGAUGAGCCUGAUCGAGCGGGGGAAUCCGUCUCGGAGCCUGGAGCAGGUGUGCCGCUGGGCGAACGCCCAGCAGAGGUCGGACCCUGGACACGCUGAGCACCAUGACCAUGCCAUCUUCCUCUCCAGGCAAGACUUUGGUCCUGCAGGUAUGCAAGGUUACGCCCCAGUCACGGGCAUGUGCCACGCCCUCCGGAGCUGUACGCUGAAUCACGAGGACGGGUUUUCCUCUGCGUUUGUGGUGGCACACGAGACUGGCCAUGUGCUGGGCAUGGAGCACGAUGGUCAGGGGAAUCGGUGUGGUGAUGAGGCCAGUAUGGGCAGCAUCAUGGCUCCACUGGUUCAGGCUGCGUUUCACCGCUACCACUGGUCUCGAUGCAGCAAGCAGGAGCUCAGCCGAUACGUCCACUCAUACGACUGCCUUCUGGAUGACCCCUUCCAGCACAAGUGGCCCAGACUUCCUGAGCUGCCUGGUAUCAACUACUCCAUGGACGAGCAGUGUCGCUUUGAUUUCGGCGUGGGCUACAGGACGUGCACGGCUUUCCGGACGUAUGACCCGUGUAAACAGCUGUGGUGCAGCCACCCAGAUAACCAGUACUUCUGUAAGACCAAAAAAGGGCCUCCUGUUGAUGGGACGGAGUGCAGCCCAGGCAAGUGGUGCUUUAAGGGUCACUGUAUCUGGAGGUCUUCUGAUCAGCCUUAUGGUCAUUAUGGAGGCUGGAGCUCCUGGGGGAAGUUUGGCUCCUGCUCACGAAGCUGUGGAGGAGGGGUGAGGUGCCGCAACCGCCAGUGUAACAACCCAGUCCCUGCGUCUGGCAGUCGUGACUGUCCUGGCUCUGCGUUUGACUAUCAGAUGUGUAACACAGAUGACUGUCCUGGACCCUACCAAGACUUCAGAGCACAACAGUGUGUCCAGCGCAGCAACAAAUACCACAACAACAUCAAACACACCUGGCUGCCUUACGAACACCCCGACGAAGAUCAUAAGUGUGAGUUAAGCUGCCGCUCUAAGGAGACGGGGGAGGUGGUGUUCAUGAACCAAGUGAUGCAUGAUGGGACACGCUGUAGCUACACGGACCUCUUCAGUGUCUGCGCACGUGGGGAGUGUCUGAAUGUUGGCUGUGAUAGAGAGGUUGGCUCCUACAAGCAGGAGGACAAGUGUGGAGUGUGUGAGGGUGACAACUCUCACUGCCGGACCGUCAAACUGACGCUGACAAAAACACCUAAAAAGACAGGAUUGUUAAAGAUGUUUGAUAUUCCAGCUGGAGCGAGACAUAUUGUGAUCGAAGAGGUUGAGACGUCCCCACACAUCAUCGCGGUUAAAAACCAGGUGACUGGCAGCUUCGUGCUCAGUGGCCAGAAGGAGGCAUUGAACUCCACGAGCUUCAUUGAGGACGGGCUUUUGUGGGAGUACUCCGUCAAGGAGCAGAAAGAGUCACUGACCACCAGCGGCCCCCUGCACGAGAGCAUCGUAGUGCUGGUGGUGCCUCAGGAGGAAGAUAUGAAGGUCCGUCUAACGUUUAAGUACAUUAUCCAUGAAGACCUUGUACCAAUCAUCACCAACAACAACGUCCUCCUCACUGAGCUCGAUACGUACGAAUGGGCGCUGAAGAGCUGGUCCCAGUGCACAAAAUCCUGUGGAGGAGGUGUGCAGUACACAAAGUACGGUUGCAGGAGGAAAGGUGACGGUCGUCUGGUCCACAGGAACUUCUGUGAGAUGAGCAAGAAGCCAAAACCAAUCCGCAAACGCUGCAACGUUAACGAGUGCAGUCAGCCUGUCUGGCUGGUAGAGGACUGGGGCUCCUGUAGCAGAACGUGCGGUAAGCAGAGCUUUCAGUCUCGUGUCCUGCAGUGUGUGCAGCCCCUGCAGAACGGAACCCACCGGCCCGUCCACGGCCAGCACUGCAGGAGGGACAAACCCGAGACCCGGCGCGUCUGCGGUGUCCCGCCCUGCCCCGCACACUGGAGGACCGGAGCGUGGACUCAGUGCUCCGUCAGCUGUGGGAAAGGUAUUCAACAGAGACAGGUGGUGUGCAGGACCACGGACAGCAACACGAGCCGGUGUGAAGGAGACAAACCUGAGAACGUCUCCAUCUGCACACUCUCACCUUGCCCAGGACAGUUUUCAGUCUCCACCAGCACAGUGGAUCUAAUGCACAACUCCACUCAGGAGCAGGGCCCGGCCGACAGCCCUGGGAAUCAGAUCUCAAACGAGCCUUGCCUAGGCGAUAAGUCCAUCUUUUGUCAGAUGGAGAUCCUGGCCCGGUAUUGUUCCAUCCCUGGCUAUAACAAGCUGUGUUGCGAGUCCUGUAACAAGAAGGUGACCGUUGCCACGGCAACACCUCUUCUCUACUCCUCUGUCCCUCUGCUGCCUCAUUUCAGUGGACGUCCUGCCUCGAGCCCUGAGCCUUCCGUCCUGUCGACCUCGCCCUCUCCACCAACCCGCACGGCGGCUUAUAGGAACCCGCGCUCCACUGUGCCGGGCUGGACCACAGCAGCUACCAGCCUCACACCCAUCAGCACCUCCCCAGCUAAGACGGCGUCUCCUGGGCCGGCCCUAGCCGGCGCCUCCCUGGCCUUGGAGCGCUUCAGUUCACCUCUACCUCCAGAGCAGAGCGCUAGCUCUAACACCACCAGCUGGCCAUCUCAGGACUUGGACAGGACGGAACUUCGCAACAGCACUUUAGUUCUGCCACCAUCGAGUCAGGCAGGACAGGGCGGCUCAGCCGAAGCUGAGACAGGCUCCUCCGACAGGAACUCGGCAGUGGCCACAUGAUCAGGCUACGUGACCCGGUGCUGAUAAGCAAUGCUGCUCUCACACUGGAGCCAUCUGUGUUUUUCGUUUUCUUUUGUUUUUCUUUGUAAACACUCCAUGCCCGUGUACUUGAGACCGUUUAAGGGUUACCUCAGUCGUCUAACGGCAACGCCAGCAGGGUAAAAACUACACGCAUCGAUCCCGCGUUCCCCAGCGUCCUUUGCUGAAGGCGAGAAACCCAAACAAAGUCAAGGACCCUCUCCGGACUGAAAGGUGCUAUGAUUCCUACAUGACUCUGACUAACGCGUCCAACGGUGGCGACUGCAUCGCUGUGGUAUGGCCUGACGCACGGCCAGGCCAGCUGCUAGGGCUAAUGGGGGG
Messenger RNA from Electrophorus electricus (electric eel), 4212 nucleotides. RefSeq names its product ADAM metallopeptidase with thrombospondin type 1 motif, 14 (gene adamts14). The record is from RefSeq and is a predicted model, not a curated record. Gene Ontology annotation, molecular function: metalloendopeptidase activity. Lineage: Eukaryota; Metazoa; Chordata; Actinopteri; Gymnotiformes; Gymnotidae. Gene Ontology annotation, cellular component: extracellular matrix. Gene Ontology annotation, biological process: extracellular matrix organization; proteolysis.